Molecule: messenger RNA, 3069 nt
Organism: Quercus robur (English oak)
Lineage: Eukaryota; Viridiplantae; Streptophyta; Magnoliopsida; Fagales; Fagaceae
Product: glucosamine inositolphosphorylceramide transferase 1
Exons: 4
Coding region: 308-2686 (792 amino acids)
Cellular component (GO): membrane
Molecular function (GO): glycosyltransferase activity
Source: RefSeq, a predicted model, not a curated record
ACCCACACACCUAAACCCAUAGUCCUCUGCAAAACUCGAAGUCGUUUCCGUCACCUUUUUUUCUCUCUGAGAGGAAAAAAAAAAAGCAAAAGCAAUAAAGCAUAGACAUUUUUAUAGACUCGGAGAUUCCAAAGAGACUCUGUGUAUGUGUUUGUGUUUGGGUUUGUGUUUGUGUCUGUGUCUGUGUCUGUGUGUGUGUGAGAGAGAGAAAAUGCAGGGGACAGUGGGGCCACUUGGUGCCACAUAAGGACCCUGAGUGAGAGAUCCCUUUUGAUUAUUAUUAUUGUAGCUAUAUACUAGCGGCGAGAUGGGUGGGUUGAGUCCGACGAUAGUGGCGGCGGUGGGCGGCGGAGGAGGAGGCGGAAAUAGUGGUGGCGGUGGUGGUGGUGGUGCGAAUGGUGCGAGCAGUAGCAACAGCUGCUGUGACAUGAGCUUGAGGUGUUGGUGUAGGUGGCGUUGUAGAGACCACCAACACCAGCACCUUCGUUUGUUGUUCUCCUCUGCCUUUGUUUUCUUCUUUGGUUGUUUUGUGUUGUACGGAUCGGUGGCUACUCUCUAUGCCUGGCUUGCUUUCACACCCGGGGUCCAUGGCUUGGCUCAGUCUGAGUCUAGUUCGUCUCUUGGAUGCCUUCAAGACAAUGAGGGUUCUUGGUCGGUUGGUGUUUUCUAUGGUGACUCUCCCUUUUCUCUCAAACCCAUCGAAAAGGCGAAUGUGUGGAAGGAUGAGGUUGCAGCAUGGCCAGUGGCGAACCCUGUGGUGACUUGUGCUUCUGUUUCUGAUGCUGGUUAUCCUAGCAAUUUUGUUGCUGAUCCUUUUCUUUAUGAACAGGGAGAUACGCUCUACCUCUUCUAUGAAACUAAGAAUCCAAUGACUAUGCAAGGAGACAUUGGAGUCUCAAAAAGUACUGAUAAGGGAGCAACAUGGCAACAAUUGGGCAUUGCCCUGAAUGAGGACUGGCAUCUGUCUUAUCCAUAUGUCUUCAAUUACCUUGGCCAAAUUUAUAUGAUGCCUGAGAGCAGUAAAAGAGGGGAACUUCGUCUUUACCGUGCACUCAAUUUUCCUUUGCAAUGGACACUGGAGAAGGUCAUCAUGAAGAAGCCACUUGUUGAUGCCUUAAUCAUCAAAUUUGAUGGGAAGUAUUGGCUUUUUGGUUCAGAUCACAGUGGUUUUGGUGCCAGCAAGAAUGGACAGCUGGAGAUCUGGUAUAGCAGCUCACCUCUUGGUCCUUGGAAACCACACAAGAAGAACCCUAUCUAUAAUGUUGACAAGAGCUUGGGGGCUCGAAAUGGAGGGAGACCAUUUUUCUACGAAGGAAACCUUUAUCGAAUUGGUCAAGACUGUGGUGAAACAUAUGGGAGAGCAGUGCGCAUCUUCAAUGUAGAAGUUCUUACAGAAAAUGAAUAUAAAGAAGUUGAAGUGCCCUUGCCCUUAGGCUUAAUAGAGCCUAAUAAAGGCCGUAAUUCUUGGAAUGGUGGUCGCUAUCAUCAUCUUGAUGUACAGCAGCUAAGUUCUGGGGAGUGGAUUGCAGUUAUGGAUGGGGACCGUGUACCUUCAGGAGAUCCGGUCCAGCGAUUUAUUCUUGGUUGUGCUUCAGUUGCAGUUGUUGCUGUACUUGUUCUACUGCUUGGUGUGCUACUUGGUGCUGUGAAGUGCAUUAUCCCCCUGAACUGGUGCAUUCACAACUCGGGAAAGAGAAGCGAUGCUUUCUUGGCUUGGGAAAGAUCAAAUCAGUUUUCUUCCAAAGUGAGACGGUUUUGCAGUCGCUUAAAUAGAGUACCUUCAUUUCUCCGAGGAUGGAUAAAACCUAAUACCUAUACUGGAAAACUGGUUAUCGUAAUAAUAUUUGUGGUUGGAGUUGCACUAAUGUGCACAGGGGUUAAAUAUAUUUUUGGGGGCAAUGGUGCUGAAGAAGCUUACUUGUGGAAAGGUCACUACUCGCAGUUCACGUUAUUAACAAUGACAUAUGACGCCAGACUUUGGAAUCUGAAGAUGUAUGUGAAGCAUUACUCAAGGUGUUCUUCAGUGCGAGAAAUUGUUGUGGUGUGGAACAAGGGGAUACCUCCCGAAUUGAGUGAUCUAGACUCAGCAGUGCCAGUUAGGAUCAGAGUAGAGAAAGAAAACUCGUUGAAUAAUCGGUUCAAAAUAGAUCCCGAGAUAAAAACCCGUGCUGUUCUUGAGCUUGAUGAUGACAUUAUGAUGACUUGUGAUGAUAUUGAGCGGGGUUUUAGGGUAUGGCGUCAGCACCCAGAUCGUAUUGUUGGGUUCUACCCCCGGCUUAUUGAUGGAAGCCCAUUGAAGUAUAGGGGUGAGAAAUAUGCCCGAAGACAAAAAGGGUAUAACAUGAUUCUUACUGGGGCAGCUUUCAUUGAUAGUCAAGUAGCUUUCAGGAGAUAUUGGAGUGAGGAAGCGGAGCAAGCCAGGGAACUGGUGGAUAGGUAUUUCAAUUGUGAGGAUGUGCUACUAAAUUACUUGUAUGCCAAUGCAAGCUCAUCUAAGACUGUAGAAUAUGUAAAACCAGCAUGGGCAAUAGAUACAUCAAAGUUGUCUGGUGCAGCAAUCAGCCGAAACACAAAAGUGCAUUACAAGGUAAGAAGCAACUGUCUUUUGAAAUUUUCGGAGAUGUAUGGUAGUUUGGCUGGCCAUAAGUGGGAAUUUGAUGGGAGGAAGGAUGGUUGGGAUUUAUAGCGACAAGAGAAUUUUAACAGCAACUCACUGACUUCCAUUUUGUUCUUCCUUUAUUCUCAUUUGGUAUCAUUUUUGUUGUUCCUGUCCAUACUUCCCCCUGUUGUGAAUUAGUUCGGGGAACUUUAGGUAUCGAUAACUUAUGUCUGCAAAAUGUAUAUUGGUUUUGCUUUGGCUUUUUAAAUUUAGCCGUCUUAGUUUUUAGUUUUGAGAAAAUGGUCAAAUAUGAGUUCAUUGGAAAAUAUGUUUAUCUUCAAUCUUUCCAUUGGGACAUGGGAAUCAUGGCAAGUUUUGUAAUAGUGUAAUAUUCAUGUCUGAGAAGAUAAAAUUGUUGUAGGAUUGGUUUGCAAGUACAUGAAAUGAAAGAUUUUAAUUAGGGGUGUUAA